AUGACUGAUUCUGCUAAGGAUAGUCUAGAUGUGAACACCAAGCCUAGUGAUACUACAUCCGUGAAGCGCAAACCGCCGAAACUAAGACGCAAACCGCCGGCUGCUGAGGAGUCACCUACUGAGAAGAAAGCUGCGCCAGUUGAAGAGCCGUCUGGUGCUGAGAAACUCCCGACUAAGGAGUCAGAUUCGGAUCAGAAGAAGCCUUCCAAGGAGUCCGGCACUGAGAAACCUGCGGAGGAACCCCGCCGUGGGGAACAACCUACUACCAGCGAUUCUAUCUCGGACGAAUCGCCCUCUCCCGAAAAGCCCGAAGAGUCACCUCCAGUUGAGAACUCCUCACCCGGUCAGGAACCACCGACCGAGGAGCCAUCAUCCCCCGAAGAACAGCCCCCCUCUCCGGAACCAGCUGCAGACGAGACACCCUCGCCCAACGAAGAACCACCUCCAACAGAAGAGCCCCCGGAACAUUCCCACUCACCAACGCCAUCAAACCAACCCGACUCCCCCGCAAAACCCGACCCGAUGGCCGACGACGCCAAGUCCGCCUCCUCAAUGGACGAGCCCAGCGCGCCGGGCUCCCCGCAACCCGAACCCGAACCCCAACCCCAGCGCCAGCGCCAACAACGACGACAACGCCCAGUGGCCACCCCGCCCCGCGACCCCUCAACUGCAUCCAGCUACCGCCAACAACGCCGCCGCGGCCAGCGCAAUGCCGGAAACCAGGACCUGCUCCCGCUGGGCUCGCUGGGCGACACCGGCAACCUGACGCAGGGCGCGGGCGAGCUCGUCCAGAACACCGCGGGGAAGGCCGUCAGCUCGGUGGGCAACACGGCCGGGAAGGCGGUGGGUGGUUUGCUAGGGGGUGGUGGCCAGCAGCAACAGGUGCAGGGCCAGGGCCAGGAGAAAGGGGGUGGGGGUAAGGAGGAGCAGCUGCGGUUGCGGCUGGAUUUGAAUCUCGAUGUGGAGGUGCAGCUUAAGGCGAAGAUUCAUGGGGAUUUGACAUUGCAGCUUUUGUAA
Messenger RNA from Aspergillus aculeatus ATCC 16872, 1017 nucleotides. RefSeq lists its product as uncharacterized. The transcript has a single exon. The coding region runs from base 1 to 1017 and encodes 338 amino acids. Lineage: Eukaryota; Fungi; Ascomycota; Eurotiomycetes; Eurotiales; Aspergillaceae. The record is from RefSeq and is a predicted model, not a curated record.